AUGAAUAAAAAGUUGAUGAUUUUGAAAAUUAUUAAGCUACCACUUCUCAAUACUAAUAUGUUUUUAUUUUACUUUUUAGAAAGAAAACAAAACAAAAAAAUAUCCAGUAGUGUAAAAAGUAGAAAAGAAAUAUUCAUGGUAUGGAAUGUAAUCAAGAGAGAAAGAGAAGUGGAUGGGAAAGUUGAUGGAACGGUCGCUGAAGCUUUGGGAAAUGAAAGACAAAAAAUCCUACACUGCAUAUAG
Messenger RNA from Clunio marinus, 243 nucleotides. The record is from the annotation of a GenBank genome assembly. NCBI's taxonomy places the organism in Eukaryota, Metazoa, Arthropoda, Insecta, Diptera, Chironomidae.